UUUCAGGGAUAAAAAUCUGUAAUUACUGUAAAAUAAAACAAGAAGGCGAGGACAAGAAAGUGGAUAAUGGUGGAAGAGGAUGAAACGGCUGGUAAAACACCAGAGGAGUGUCGCGACCUUGGAUUAUGGGAAGUGGAUCUGGUCUAUUAUAGUCUCAGCGGGAACAACAAGGGAGAUUCCACGAAAAAUAGACGUGGGAAAGCCUACAAAGCACGAAGUGAUAGUGAAUACAAAUGUUUCGAAGCACAUGACGGAGUACUUUAUCGACCGGGCGAUCAUGUUUUCAUCGAAGUGUCCCAGUGUGAUCCAUAUUAUAUUGGGACAAUUUCAAAUUUUAAAAUGACAAAACGAGACCAGCUAUCGGUAAAAGUUACACGUUUCUACAGGCCAGAAGAUGUUCCGGAGGAUAGUUACUCACUGUUACUCCAAGAUCGACAGGAUGAUACAUCGCUCAAUCAUGCUGUGAUGGCUGCUAUGCAAACCCGAGAAUUAUUCUCUUCCGAAAUCUCAUCCGUCCAUCCCAUUUGUCAUCUCAGGGGUAAAUGUACGAUACGUUUGAUUAAAGACAUUCGAACGUUACGCGAAUUAGACGUCCAGUCUUUAUCUGAUAUUUUUUUCUCGUUGGUCUCGUUUGAUCCAAAUAAUAGCAGACUGGCGUCUGUACAAGGUGAAAUCCGCGUCGGCGGGUCAUAUCAGGCAAAGCUGCCCCCAAUGGAAAGAUGCUCUGCAGUGGAUGAACCGGAUCGCGAUGAAUUACAGUGGAGGCCGGGUUAUAUCAAUGAAGAGAGCGAACAUGUUUAUAAAAGGGCGACACGAUCAUUUCGGAUGUUUGCUAUGGUUCGGAACGAACAAAUUACGCAAAUGGAACGUGAUUUUAGGACUGGCGAUUUAUGUAUGCAUGAUGCCAUAAUCACGCUGCAUAAAUGUGAUUACAACGUAAAUUAUGCUAUUGAGGCAAUGAAUAAAAAUGACGAACAUAUGCUUAAAGUGACCAAUUUUAUGAAUAUUGAUGAUGCCAAAAAAUUUGCUCGUGGCAUUAAAACCUAUGGGAAAAAUUUCUUGAAAAUCAAGAAGGAACUAUUGCCACAUCAUCGUAGAGAUGAAUUGGUACAGUUCUAUUAUGGAUGGAAGAAGACUCGUGAUGCAACGAGGCCUAAGCCAUUAGCACGACAGCGAAAUACGGCAACUGCAACACAUCGGAAACCAAAAAACAACCAGUUGAAGGCAUCUCGUCCCGGCAGUACUGAUUUGGCUGAUUAUGCAUCCGCGAGCGAGACUGAAAUGGAAGAGUUAGAAAAUGAUGGUCGUGCUGCAGCGUAUGCUUGCCAUCAUUGCUAUACGUCAAAAAGUAAAGACUGGCAUCAUUCGGGUAGAGAACGUCAAUUACUUUGUACUGAGUGUCGAGUUUUUUAUAAGAAGUAUGGGCAGCUGCGUCCCGUUGAUCGACCAAGCACCGUCCCACCAUCACUGUACAAGCCAAGAAGUCCUGAAGGCAACGAUGAUGAGGAACAAGGAGUAAGAACGCGAGCAAAUAAAAAGGAAAGACGUGGCGCCUCGUUAGAGGUGGAUAAAAAGGGUAUUGGUUCACCAAAUGAUGGCGAAGUGAAGCAAAGGAAUGGGAAAAGAAAACGAAAUCAUGCACAGAAUAGUGAAUAUGUAAAUGGGACUACAAAGAAGCGGUUUGUAAAAGGAGAGAAAGAAGACGAAAAUACCGAUAUGCAAGAAGAUGAUGAACCCACUUUCAGUUCAGAAAUCCGCACCAAUGAUAAUUCGUUAAAUACUGGAAAGGGGAAUGAAACAGAGACGUCUGCAGGUUCAGAGUCAGUUUCGGCAUCAAUAAAAGUAGUCAGUGUUGACGAAGAAGGAAAGCACUAUCAGGGGCAAGUAAAAAUGUCUGUAUGCGCGGGAAAAGGAGGUCCAAGUGUUAAACUCCAAACCUUCGUUUCUGCUUCAACCAGUGCUACGGCAAGUGAACCACCUCCAGUCUCCGGGACUGCUGAAAAUGAAGGAGCUGUAGAAAUUGCAACGGAACAGCCUAGCACAAGUUUCGUGAAGCCAGUCGAUCGGACCCCUCCUGAUGAAAUGAAAACCGAGGAAGAAGAUUCAGAUGAUGGUUACUGGACCGUAAAUGAUACAGUUGUUGAAACGACAAAAAAUGCAUUGCUCAUCCGAGUUAUCGAUCGGCGCUGUGGUCAAAUGUGUGCGCGUACAGAUUUAGCUUUUCGCAUGAAACCUGGUUCGGAGUGGGAUAAGAAACGAGAAGCGCGUGCUGCCCUCAAGAACCAUAUAAAUACACAGAAAAAGCCCAAUGAUGCUUUCCCAACUCCAGUUACAGUACCAAAAUUGCCAUCUGCGCAGCUUGCACCUUUGUCGGGGGCACCAAAUGUUGAAGCAUUCAUGGGAGGUCGGGUCCCCAUGAAUGGUACUGCAGUUUCUGGUUUGCCAGGAAUGUUUCCCGGUAUGCCAGAUCCACGAUUCGGUUUCCUUACUCCUCAACAACAGUAUGCUAUCGCUGUCGAACAACAAGUUUUUCAAAAGCAGAUGGAGCAGCAGCUGCGGGCACAUCAGUUAGAAAUGAUACGAAGUGGUGCGAAUGGUACAGUAACGACGGGUUCUACAGUAACAGCUGUUCGUGAUUCUCCAUCCCGUGGUGGUACUGCUGCGGCUGCUGUUAAUGCUCAUGGAUUUCCUCCCAACAUGCUUCCACCACCUUUCCAUAAUUUUGGGAUGGAUCCGAGAGCACUUGCUGCGCUGAUGCAUAAUCCACAGCUUGCUUCGCAAUUUGGAAUGGGUAUCGACAGUCAUACCGCAGCAAUGAUAAGUGCCUUGGAGCAGCGAAGUAAUUUGGAGCAGCGCAUGCUUGGCAUGGCUGGCAUGGAAAUGUUGGCUCCGGCUGGAAUACCGGUAUCUCAAGCACCGCAAUCCCAUCUCCAUCCACAUGCUGCUGCCAUGAUGCAGCAUGCAGCAGCCACCCAUCCUGGUGAUGCACUUCAAUUGCAACAACUGUUAGCUAUGUCAGCAGCGGCGCAGGCUCAGGCGCAGCGCCCUUUCCUAGAGCAGAAUGCUCUUUUGCAAAUGACGAUGAUGAAUCCAUUCAGUAAUGAAUUGGGAUCUCGAAUCGUAAAUCCUGGUUCAUUGAAUUCCGACAUGAUGCGGCGGUUGCAACAGGAAGGUGGUUUUGCAACUGCACAGAGGCCAUAAAUGAAUAUGAUUGAUCAGUUCUUUUAGAUGUUACAAAUAAAUGAUUACUGGAAACGGG
Loa loa (African eye worm) is the source of this 3259-nucleotide messenger RNA. Its product is annotated as GATA zinc finger family protein. The transcript has 18 exons. The record is from RefSeq and is a predicted model, not a curated record. Bases 67 to 3201 code for a protein of 1044 amino acids. Gene Ontology annotation, cellular component: NuRD complex; nucleoplasm. Gene Ontology annotation, biological process: negative regulation of transcription by RNA polymerase II. Gene Ontology annotation, molecular function: histone deacetylase binding; transcription corepressor activity; zinc ion binding. NCBI's taxonomy places the organism in Eukaryota, Metazoa, Nematoda, Chromadorea, Rhabditida, Onchocercidae.